Pleuronectes platessa (European plaice) is the source of this 2508-nucleotide messenger RNA. It is a transcript of the gene map1lc3b, whose product is annotated as microtubule-associated protein 1 light chain 3 beta. Gene Ontology annotation, cellular component: cytosol; autophagosome membrane; autophagosome. Gene Ontology annotation, biological process: cellular response to nitrogen starvation; macroautophagy; autophagy of mitochondrion. The transcript is spliced from 4 exons. Lineage: Eukaryota; Metazoa; Chordata; Actinopteri; Pleuronectiformes; Pleuronectidae. The coding region runs from base 249 to 629 and encodes 126 amino acids. The record is from RefSeq and is a predicted model, not a curated record. Gene Ontology annotation, molecular function: ubiquitin protein ligase binding.
UGUUUUGCUGGCUCUCACUCGCUGGGGAUAAAAACACAGACGGAAGAAGAAGCGUCGACACCAACUGAUCCUGCUGCAGUUUGUCUGUGGAUCCACAGACCGUCAGUCCGUCUGCAGACAACAGGCUCCUGCGGUCUCUCUCUCUCUCGCUCUCUCUUUUAUAGAUAUAGAUAUAGAUAUAAAUAUAGUUAUAUAUCUUUUUACCGUGAGAACAGUGUGGAGCCGCCUGCUCGGGCUUUGACGCAGCGAUGCCUUCAGAGAAAACCUUCAAACAAAGAAGGACGUACGAACAGAGAGUAGAAGAUGUCCGACUGAUCCGGGAGCAGCACCCCAACAAGAUCCCUGUGAUCAUCGAGAGGUACAAAGGAGAGAAGCAGCUUCCCAUCCUGGACAAGACCAAGUUCCUGGUGCCGGACCACGUCAACAUGAGUGAACUCAUCAAGAUCAUCAGGAGGCGCCUCCAGCUGAACUCGAACCAGGCCUUCUUCCUGCUGGUGAACGGCCACAGCAUGGUGUCCGUGUCGGCCGCCAUCGCCGAGGUGUACGAGCGGGAGCGGGACCAAGAUGGCUUCCUGUACAUGGUGUACGCCUCCCAGGAGACCUUCGGCUCCGUCGCCGCCUCCCAGUGAACCGCCUCCCUCCUUCUUCCACCUGGCCGGCGAUUGGACAAUUGUAGUUUUUAGCCCCCCCCCCCCCCCCCCCCCCCGUGUCUGUUACUUACACGUUCAUAGUCUCGAGUGUAAGAUUUAAAAACACAAACGACUAAAUCUAACCACAGCGUCUGAUCCGUUCUGCAGAGAAACUGGUCGUUAACCUCGGCAGCGUUUGAGCCACACGGGUCGAACAGAGCAGGAGACUUAGAGGAGGCAUGUGACGCUGGUUCAGUUCCACACAAAAGGUUUAUUUGUGAAAGUUAAAGUCCUGCAGAGUUAGAAAGUCUGUGGUGAAGGAAGCUUUCCUCACACUGAAGCUCCGGGGGAAUCGUGAUGUCACUGUAAUGGGGUUAGGGUUAGGGUUAGUCCUGUAGUGUGAACCCGGCUUUAAAGAGACAGGAGCUAGAACCAGGUGUUUGAGACAGAGGCUGAAGAGAGGAGCUGCAGCGAGGAAAGUAAAACGUCGGACCUUUUUAAACCUUUUUCAAAUCAAACUUAAGAACCUGAACACGAGCAGAAUGUGUCUCCUUUAAGUCGAGCAACCCUCGAGUCCGACCUCUCAGUCUUUUACUGUCUCUCUGCUUCUGUGUCGUCUCCUCUGGUGACUCGUGUGCUGCCCGGCAGUUAUCUCCAGUGUUAUGGUUAUGUGUGUGUGUGUGUGUGUGCACAUAUUUAUGUUAAUGCACACUGUGGGGCGGGGGGGGGGGGGGGUACAUAGGUUUGACUUUUUAAAGUAGUGAUAUUAGAUGAAAUACAGAGGCCCCACCACUUGUCUACACAUGCGUUAGCCAAUGAACAAAGCUGGAGGUGUUGGGAGACGUGCGGCCGGGGGACAGGUUUCUGGAGUCACGCUGUUUUUAACGAAGCUUUUUAUCGCGGUGUUUGGAAUUCGUAGUCUUGAUUAGAGAGCUUUUUAUUUUGCCAGGGAGAAACCCCCUCGUUCGGCGAAGCUUCCCCGACGUGUGUCUCGUCACGUUCCCUCCAUGCUCCUGCUUCAGUGUUUUUACCCCCCCCCCCGGCCGUGUAGCCCGAGUUCUCAACGGUUUGAUCAGAAGCUGCUUUACUCUUGAAACAGAUGAUUGUCGUUUGCAAAUAUAAAAAAAAGGAUUGCCUGGGUGUGCAGAUGAUAAUAACUCUGGAUAUUAAACGGGUUCCGCUGCGAGUGUAACCAAGUUGAGUUUGGACCCACUACAAGGAGGAGCAUGUUCUGAUUGCAUGUGUGAAUGGAGGAAGAUGGUGUUUCUGUAAAUGCUGAUGAGGGGAGGGGAGGGGGGGGGUUCACAUCACAUCACGUUAUUGUUUCUUCACGUAAUGGAAGAUGUGAUCUAUGAAAGGAGGAAGGUCCUGAAACCCGGGCAGGUUGUUGAGCGUCGUGUCUGAGUGUCCACUGUCUCCUUCUGUCCCUUUGACCUACAGGGGGGACAUCGUCCUUCUGGUCCUUCCACUCGCCCAGUGGGUUGUUCAGGGCUUCACUCUUAAAGAAUACUUUUUAAAUAUCCUGUUGGUCUAUAGUUGAUUUCCUUCAGUGGGUUUCUGUGCUGUUGUGCUUCUCCUCCUCCUCCUCCGCCAUCUUUUUUUUUUUUUUUAAAGAAAUCUAAGAUUUAGCUGCUUUUAUAUCGCAGUAUUUUAUCGUUUUUCUUUUUUUAUUUAAUGUGAUUUUCAUGUCUUUGCUGUUUCCAGUUUCGUGGCGGUGACUUUUUCUUCCUGACAAGUGAAGGCCACCGAGUGUUUGUAACGGGGGGGCGGAGCCUGCUCCUCCGUUUCACGCACGUCCACGAACAGCAAUAUCACACAGCCUACUAUUGUGUAUUUAUGUUGGUAUUUUGUAAACAAUAAAAGACAGGAAAAAAAAUGA